AUGCAGAGCGCGGACGCACAACGACGACCACCACUUCCCGGAAACAUCACGCAGCAAACAGGUGUGUCCAGUGGGCGGAGCAACAUGAUCAGCGGGAUCCUGAAGCGGAAACGUCUGCCCGCGCCCGCCUCGGACGAUGACGUGUCCUGCAGCGACAGCGGGAACAGCAGCGACAGCCUCAACCACCCCGUGCCGUCCGGACUGAUCAGCGCUUCGUUGCAGCAAAAGUCCAAGAGGUUUCGCGGUCGUAGCGUGCACUUCGAGAACGUGACGGUGUACUACUUCGGGCGGAGGCAGGGCUUCACCAGCGUGCCCACUCAGGGGGGCAGCACCCUGGGCAUGUCCCCCCGUCACAGCUGCGUCAAGAACUUCACCCUCCGAGAGUUCGCCAUGGAACAGAAGCGCAGCCACCGGAACAUGCUCCGACACCACCUGAAGGAGGAGAAGCUCAACGCCAUCAGGCUCAAGCUCACCAAGAACGGCACCGAGUCGUCCGUGGAGGCGGACACGCUCACGUUAGACGACAUCUCCGUGGACGAGCUGGACGUGGACAACACCGAGGUGGAUGACUACUUCUUCCUGCAGCCGCUGACCACCAGGCGGCGCCGCGCUCUGCUCCGAGCCUCCGGGGUGAGGCGCAUCGACGUGGAGGAGAAACACGAGCUGCGAGCGCUGCGUCUGUCCCGGGAGGAGUGUGGGUGUCGCUGCAGGGGCCUGUGUGACCCCGAGACCUGUGCCUGCAGCCUGGCCGGCAUUAAGUGCCAGGUCGACCGCAUGUCUUUCCCGUGUGGCUGCACCAAAGAGGGCUGCAGCAACACAACGGGACGCCUCGAGUUCAACCCCGUGCGAGUGCGGACCCACUUCCUCCACACCAUCAUGAAACUGGAGCUGGAGCAGAGCCGCGAGGAGCCGACAGCACCGCCGUCGCUGCCACCGCCGCCGCCGCCGCCACUGCAAGAACAUCAACAUCAGCAGCAGCAGCAGCUCGUAACCAACGGCAACGGUUUCCAUAGCGACCCCUCCUCUCUGGUCCAGACGCAGCAACAGCCGAACCUCCAGUUUCCUCUCAUGAUGCACCUCCAGAACGACACGGCGGACCACCGUUUGGACGACGAGGAAGAGGAGGAGGAGGAGGAGGAUGACGAUGACGAAGAUGACGACAACGACGACGAAGAAGAAGAGGAGGAUGAAGCCUACGAGGAAGACGAGGAGGACGGGAGUAGUGUUUGCAGUGGCCUUUCAGACUGUAGCACGCACAGUUUAGACACAAACGACCCCGAGGAGGGAGAGGACAGCGAGGAAGAGGAGGAGGAGGAGGAGGAGGAGGAGGACGGAGAAGACGAGGAGGAAGAGGAGGAAGAGGAGGAGGACGACUGGGAUUGUCCUUUACAAAGCACAAACGCACCUCCGUACCCAGUCCCGCUCCCUUCCAUACUGACGUACUCCAACGCUACGCUAACGAGCCCGUCCUUCUCCUACGGCAGAGACAGUAACGCGCGUCCCACUCUCCCCGCGGUCGACGCGGCGCUGAACUCCGACCUCGCCGUCCCCACGCAGCGCCGCGCCGUCCCGCUCUGCCUCCCCGCCGCCUCCCCGAACCUCUCACACGUGCAGCUGUGCGAGAGCGACGCUGCCUCUAGUGGCGAACGUUCCGCGCCACUAGAGCCACAAACUGAAACCGCGGCCGAGGAGCGGGCGGACAAGGACGCCGGACGAGAGACUUUGGACGAAGUUAAUCAGAACCCGACUUAG
Periophthalmus magnuspinnatus is the source of this 1752-nucleotide messenger RNA. RefSeq names its product cysteine/serine-rich nuclear protein 3-like. The transcript is spliced from 5 exons. Lineage: Eukaryota; Metazoa; Chordata; Actinopteri; Gobiiformes; Gobiidae. Gene Ontology annotation, biological process: regulation of transcription by RNA polymerase II. Gene Ontology annotation, cellular component: nucleus. Gene Ontology annotation, molecular function: sequence-specific DNA binding; DNA-binding transcription factor activity, RNA polymerase II-specific. The record is from RefSeq and is a predicted model, not a curated record. Bases 1 to 1752 code for a protein of 583 amino acids.